Messenger RNA from Penicillium chermesinum, 1203 nucleotides. RefSeq names its product serine incorporator domain-containing protein. The transcript is spliced from 4 exons. The coding region runs from base 1 to 1203 and encodes 400 amino acids. NCBI's taxonomy places the organism in Eukaryota, Fungi, Ascomycota, Eurotiomycetes, Eurotiales, Aspergillaceae. Gene Ontology annotation, cellular component: membrane. The record is from RefSeq and is a predicted model, not a curated record.
AUGGGUGCUCUUCUGUCCCUACCGCUAUUAGCGGUGCCGAGUGUUGGCACGCUCGUUACCAUGGGCGCAUCAUGUUGUGGUGCUGCCACUUGCUCUGCAGUCUGUAGCGCAUGCGGCAAAUUCCAGAACAGCAUGGCAACGCGAAUCGCCUAUGCCUUCAUCCUCUUGCUCAAUUCGAUCGUCUCGUGGAUCAUGCUCACGCCGUGGGCAUUGAAAAAAUUACAGCAUUUAACACUCGACUAUAUGGAAAUUCGCUGCGACGGCAAGGAAUGUCAUGGUUGGGUCGCUGUCCAUCGCAUCAACUUCGGCCUCGGGCUCUUCCACUUGAUUCUUGCUGUCUUGCUCCUCGGGGUCAAGAACUCGAGAGAUAGUCGUGCUGCCCUUCAGAAUGGCUUCUGGGGUCCAAAGAUCAUUUUGUGGCUGGCAUUCGUCGUGGUAUCCUUCUUCAUCCCCGAAUCGUUCUUCUUCAUUUAUGGCAACUACAUUGCCUUCUUCUGCGCCAUGCUCUUUUUGCUCUUGGGCUUGAUCCUUCUGGUGGAUCUUGCGCACUCCUGGGCUGAGUUGUGCUUAGAGAAAAUUGAAGAUAAUGACUCUGGCCUGUGGCGUGGAUUGCUUAUCGGCUCGACCUUGGGCAUGUACUUGGCUUCCAUCACCAUGACGGUUUUGAUGUAUAUCUUCUUUGCUCACAGCGGUUGCUCGAUGAACCAGGCUGCUAUCACUGUCAACCUCAUCGUCUUCUUGGUCAUUUCGUUCAUAUCUGUACAGCCUGCUGUACAGGAAUCUAACCCACGUGCGGGGCUGGCGCAAGCUGCCAUGGUCACUGUCUACUGCACAUAUCUCACUCUUUCUGCUGUCUCGAUGGAACCCGAUGACAACCACUGCAAUCCAUUGAUCCGUUCUAGCGGAACCAGAACUGUCACUGUCAUCCUGGGGGCCAUCGUCACCAUGGCCACGAUCGCAUACACUACCACCCGUGCGGCGACCCAGGGCAUCGCGCUCGGUUCCAAGGGUGGUCAUGCCUACAGCCAACUGGGCACUGAAGACAAUGAGCACGGGCUUGUCACCCAGCAACCCCCCAACACUCGCCGUGAGAUGCGCGCUGAAGCCCUGCGCCAAGCCGUGGAGAGCGGUAGUCUCCCGGCUAGUGCCCUGGAUGAUGACAGUGAUGACGAAGACGACUUUGAGAACAAGCAGCAAGGAUGA